UUGCAACUGCUUCAACCAGCCUGACGCUGUUCUAUAUACCCUAGUUUUUGCACUUCAUAAGUUAGGUUUGUUCGGGUUUGUUCAUCUGUAUGUUCAUGCUUGAUUCGCUAUUUCACACCUUGGUGUGCUUUUUAUUUCUUGUCACAAGUCGAAGAAGAGAUUGGUCAAUUUUAGUAAAAGUUUUUUAUUUAUAAAUGUUGGCUAGAUGUUGGCUGGUGCUGUUUUUCUUUACCUCAGUCUUUUGCCACACUUUUCAGGUUUAAUGGAGACAGUAAGUGGCCAUCACUGCAAGCCAAUCAGUGAUACGGCUCACUUCAUCCUGGUCACCUGCAGCCCCUGAGGAACUGCAGAUCAACACUGCUCCAAUAUGGAAAAGCUAGUCAAUGAAGAGGCUGACUUUGAUACUCAAGAAAAUGUGCAACCCAGCCAAGAGGCAUCAAUCAAGAGAAUUGAUAAAGGCACUGUGCACAAUAUUUGCUCUGGCCAGGUGAUAACCAGCCUCCGCUCGGCGGUAAAAGAGCUACUUGAGAACGCGCUGGAUGCCGGCGCUACUUCAGUGGAGGUCCACCUCUGCGACCACGGCGCCACCAGCAUUGAGGUCAUCGAUAACGGCAACGGAAUCACAGCGGACGACUUCGAGGCCGUAGCCCUGAAGCACCACACCUCCAAGUUGCGAGAGUUUGACGAUCUGCCCGGCGUUGGGACGUUCGGGUUCCGCGGGGAGGCUCUGGGGUCGCUGUGUGCACUGGCCGACGUGUCCAUGGUAACACGUCACCGCCAGGCGCCGGUCGCCACCCGACUCAAGUUUGAUGUAAACGGUCGUCUCAUCGAACGAACUCCAGCUGCCCGGCAGGUGGGUACGACGGUGACCGUGCGCCAGCUGUUCAGCACUCUGCCGGUACGGCGGCGGCAGUUCUGUGGCCGGGCGCGCCGUGAGGUCACGGACCUCCUGCAGCUGCUCUGGGGAUAUGCCCUGGUUGCCGACGGUGUCAGGCUGGUGUGCACCCAGCAGGCGGCCGCCGGCCGGCGCAGCGUGCUGCUGAGCUCUCCGGCCGUGGCGGCGCUGCUCGAGCGCGUGACGGCGCUGUUCGGUCAGAAGCAGACGGCCACCCUGCUGCCGCUCCAGCCGACGGCGCCGUCAGACGGGACGCGCGCCGAGUUCGGGCUGGGCGCAGCGGCCGAGCGGACACAGCCCAAAGUCACGGUGCAGGGCCUGGUGUCGUCCUGUGAGCACGGCAAGGGCCGUAGCGCGACCGACCGUCAGUUUAUCGCCAUUAACGGCCGGCCGUGUGAUCAUACCAAGAUCUGUCGCCUGGCGAACGACGUAUACCGGAGCUACAACCGCCAUCAGAGUCCCUUCCUGGUGCUGUCACUCACUCUAAGCCGACAGCACGUGGAUGUGAACGUGACGCCCGACAAGCGCAUGCUGUUCGUUCAAAACGAGAAGUUUCUGCUCGCCUGUGUCAAGGAGUCACUCGUCCAAUGUUUCGAGAGCUUGCCGUCGUCGUUCAGAGUGGCUCCGCUGGCGCCGCCCGGUCUGCCGCCGGUGACGUCACAGUCGCCCUCAGUGACGUCAUCUUCGCCUUCGGGCGGCCCGUCCGGCGACUGGAUCUCGGCCAUCAAGCGCAGCGCUCAGAAGAACGGGGGCUCGACCUCAACAGCGGCCGACAGCAGCAAACGUCAGUGUCUGGACCGUUUCUUCCGUCGGGUGCCGACUCCGGAGAAACCUGACGGAGGACCAGACGGCGGGGAGACAAUCGCCGACGACCCUGCCACCGCUGGCGAGAGUCCAGGGGAGCGCCUGCUGUCCUCUAGUGCUCCGCUAACGCCCUCUGGUGCUCCGCUAGCUACCUCCGCCGCUGUCCCUUCUGGGGUCAGUACUGCCGUCUCCGCUGCUGCCGUUCCAAACGACUGCAUUGAUGGUGACUCAGAAAUCGCUGUCAUUUAUCCGGAAACCGACUGCGACGCUGCUGAAGAGACAUCGUAUACGGACAAUUCAGUGGCGACAUGCAGUGUGGCCGAACGCCUCAAAGACACUGAUGUGGUCGAGUUGACACAGUCGUCGGAGGGAGAAUGUUAUCAGCCGCCGUGCGAGGAGGGAAACGGUCUCACAACUCCGAGGACGAACGCUGAGACUAUGGAGUGUUUGGAUGUGACGGAAGUUUCAGUAGACAGAACAGCUGGGGUCGUGAACGAAUCGGAAUCUCAAUCGGAUGGGGCGCUACAAAAGCGGGACAAAACCAAUGGCACUGUCGGCCCAUCCAUACCAACCUCUGAGCCAGUGGAGGUGGAGACGGCGAUAUCCCCCGACUCCGGUUUUACCGAGUCCUCUUCUCAGGAGAGUGAUGACGGCGCGAGGAGGCAGGGUCGGAGGCGCGCGCGGCUGGCGUUUAGUAUGGAGCAGCUGCGACGCCAGCUAACGCAGCUGGAGAGCGCCACGGCGGAGAGCGGCGGUACAGGACGCGACUGGCGGUUCCGGGCCGCCAUCAAACCGUCAGACAACUCGGCCGCAGAGGAGGAGCUCAGUCUGCAGAUCAAGAAGGACGACUUUUUGAAGAUGCGCGUGGUGGGCCAGUUCAACCUGGGCUUUCUGGUGACCCAGCUGGGACGCGACCUGUUCCUGAUUGACCAGCAUGCCACCGACGAGAAGUACAACUUCGAGCGGCUCAGUCGACAGCCGCUCUCUAAACAGCCGCUAGUUGUCCCCCAGGAGCUGGAGCUGCCGGCCACCUCCGAGGAGACGCUGCUCUCCCAGCCGGAGGUGUUCUCGGCCGCCGGGUUCCACGUGGCGGAGGACGCGGCAGCGCCGCCGGGCCGCCGUCUGCGCCUACUGGCCGCGCCCGCCGUCCAGGGCGUGGUGUGCGGCCGAUCCGACCUCGAGGAGCUCAUCUGGCUGGUACAGGAGUCGCCCGGACCGCUGACCGCUCUUAGGCCGUCGCGGGUGCGCGCGGUUCUGGCGUCCCGCGCGUGCCGCACCUCUGUGAUGAUCGGCACGGCUCUCUCUCAUUCGGGCAUGGCCCGGCUGGUGGAGCACAUGGCCGAGAUGGACCACCCCUGGAACUGUCCCCAUGGCCGGCCGACGAUGCGCCAUCUGGUGUGCCUCAACAUGCUGGAGAAAUCGUGACCGCCCGCGAUAGACUACCUAAACAGGCUGUCGGUGGUAGUCCUCUCCUUCACACCGCCUCAAAAUGCUCUAGAAGCGGUGAACGCCCGCGUCAGACCGGUAUCCUCUGAAGGACUCCUGGCCGGGCAGAUGUGGAUCAGGGCAGCGGCAGACCGUAGAGCUUGUCGCUGUGAAUGAAUGUAGUAGCUCAGCUUCGUCGUGUUGCGGGACUUGAGCCAUGUCGAUGGCGUACUGCCAUAUAAUUCCUGAAGAAUCCAGAAUUCAUAUUGCUCGGCUGUGAUUGUCAUUGUCAUAGACGAGUACGCCACUUGUCUUAUUGUGUAUCGCCACAUAAUCUUGCUUCCAUUCGCAGUUACUGGUAAAGCUGUGACUGGUGCAUACCCAGCAUUUGACGUUUUAUUUAGAUGUGCAUAUUUUUGUAGAUGCUCGUCGUCACUUUCUCUUGGUCGCAAUUGUCCCAGGCUAACGCAUAUAUGUAAAGCCAUCACCCCAUAAAACGGGGUGGGUAAUGCUUCAUUCAGACAGUAUUUCAUAGUGUGCCAACGACCAAAUGCGCAUGAAUACAUGAUGUAUGUGAAAAUAAUGAA
Molecule: messenger RNA, 3711 nt
Organism: Amphibalanus amphitrite
Lineage: Eukaryota; Metazoa; Arthropoda; Thecostraca; Balanomorpha; Balanidae
Product: mismatch repair endonuclease PMS2-like
Exons: 14
Coding region: 368-3124 (918 amino acids)
Biological process (GO): mismatch repair
Cellular component (GO): MutLalpha complex
Molecular function (GO): mismatched DNA binding; ATP binding; ATP hydrolysis activity
Source: RefSeq, a predicted model, not a curated record